This is a messenger RNA of Frieseomelitta varia, 3999 nucleotides long. Its product is annotated as kinesin-like protein KIF20B. Gene Ontology annotation, biological process: microtubule-based movement. Bases 1 to 3999 code for a protein of 1332 amino acids. NCBI's taxonomy places the organism in Eukaryota, Metazoa, Arthropoda, Insecta, Hymenoptera, Apidae. The transcript is spliced from 2 exons. Gene Ontology annotation, molecular function: microtubule binding; ATP binding; plus-end-directed microtubule motor activity. The record is from RefSeq and is a predicted model, not a curated record.
AUGCCCACUGACGACUCGAAUCCCACGUCGAAACCUCGCGUGGAAAGCGACGAGAGCGCUAUGUCUCGCUGCGCGUCGUCCACCUGUUUGUCUGCUUGCGCGAGCAACGUCUAUCUGAGGAUAAAGCCGAAUGCCGAAGCGAACGAAAGAGUUUACACGGUGCUCGGCUCGACAACGCUCCGCGUGAAAAGAGGAAAGGCCAUAGACAAAAGAUACUCAUUCGCGAGGAUCUUCGACUCGGACGCCACCCAGGCUGAUCUGUUCCGUGAAAGCGUACGGCGUCGAGUGAUUCGCUUCCUCCUCGGCGAGAGUUCGACCAUCAUAACCUACGGUGCGUCCAACACCGGGAAGACGUACACUCUGUACGGAACGCCGGACUCGCCCGGUGUGAUCGCUCACGCCAUCGAGUUCCUGUUCUCCACGGUCAACUGUACGCUGACUCCCUGGUACAAGGUCACCGACGACGACAGCAUUGUCCCUCUGGACGAGCGCCAGCGAGCAACGGAGAUACGCGGCAGAGCGAGUUUGAUAAACGCGAAGACGACCGCCGGGGAAGAGUUGGCGCAGACUCGACUGUCCUUGAGCAAUUCGAAGCCUCGAGUCGCGGAGUCGGAGGAGGAGGAGGAGGAGGAGGAGGAGGAUGAGCGGGAGCUCUGGAGCGACGAGUGCAUGACCUCCGUGUGGAUGUCCGCGGUGGAAGUUCGCAACGACAGCGUGUACGAUCUUCUGGCGGGCGACGACGAGGAAAAACGAGCGCCGUUGAAGGUGACCGCUCGGAAGGACGGCUUCGCCCGCGUGAACGGUUUGAAACUCGUUCACGUUAUCACGGCUCUCGAGGCAUGCCAAUUGCUGAUGCUCGCUCGGUCGAGGAUGACCGUGGCAGCUACGAGCUCGCAGUCCCACACGUUCCUCGCCUUGAAGCUGUUGAAGUACGAGAAAGAGAACGCUCCGGAGGACGUUCGCGUCAGCACGCUGACGUUCUGCGACGUGGCCGGCUCCAGGAGGCUGAAGAGAUCGGAGAAAAGUGGGAUCGGGUUAACGGAAUCGAGGAACAUAAACAACAGCCUGCUGGUGCUCGGAAGGUGUUUGAAAUCUCUACGCGACAGUCGCUCGACGACAACGAUCGGCGACAACGUGGCAACCUUCGGUCCUUUCCGAGAGUCGAAGUUGACCAGGAUGCUUCGGAAGGUUCUAGCCGGCCGAGAAAACGCCAGCUUCAUCGUCACCAUCGACGUCGGGGUUGACUCGCUGCUGGAAACGUUGAACGUUCUGAAUUUCUCGGCGAUGCUGAGGAAAUUAAGCCGCGAGUCGAAGAUGUCGAGACGAAACACAUUCACCGUGGCGAUACCAAGCAGUCAGUGGUCGAUGUCUGUCGUUCGAAGCCCGCGAAAGGCGAUCACGAUCGAUCUCGAGGUGUACGAAACUCUGAAGCAACGGAACAAGGAACUAACGGAGGAACUGGAAACUGCGAAAGCUGCCACGGUCUCGACUGAGAAGAUCUCGAUAGAAACACAGUCGGAGCACUCGUUCGCCGAUUACGAACGAUUGGAGGAGAGGCACGCGGAACUGGCGGCGCGUCUGAAAGCUAUGGAAUGUGAGAGCUUGAAUCGCGAGUGCGAGAUAAGGCAAGAGCUGGUGGACCAGUACUCGGCAGCUAUCGCCGAGUUGGAAUCCGCUUGGAAAAAACGGGCGCAGGACAUCGAGGACGAGGGACGAGAUUUGCUGAGGUGGUCGGUGAACCAGGUGGAAACGUUCUACAAGGAGCGGAUCGACAGCAUAACGCGCGGCAAGAAGAGGAAACGGGACGAGAACGACGACGGUGACGGUGUUCGAUCGAUGUACAGAGAACUCGAGACGGAGAACGCGAUGGUCACGUCGAAGGUGGUCGUUCUACGAGAGAUGGUCCAGAGUUUGCGAGUAGAGAACGAGCUGCUCUGCACGGACAGGAACAAGUGUAACUUCGAACUGGCACUGGCCAGGGAGAAGCUGAAAGGUUUCCGCGACUUGAUCCUGAUACACUUUCCCGAGUUGUCUUCGAGGGCGACGCUGAACGACGCGAACGACGUCGACUGGCUGGUGCACGAGUUGAAACGCGCGUUCGACGAGAAGGCGGAGAGCGUGCGAUCUCUGGAGAAGAGCUUGAGCCGGAUAAACGACGAUUACGUGCAGAUGGCGGCGAGAUCCGUUGAGAUGGAGAAGGAGCUGCGGGACGCGAAAGUCAGAGCGAGGAAUUUCGAGGACGAAACGCGAGAUGAGAGUGUCGUUCGGCACUUGCUCAGGAAAGAGUUGACCGAGUCACGGGAUUGUGACUCGACUCGAAAACGCGAUUUGACUCGUUCGCUCAGCAACGAGGACCUUUUCGACAACGCCGCAGAACUGACGACUCUGCAGGCUCGCGUGGACACGAGAGUGGAACGGUAUUUGAAUCGCGUGGGUAGAAGCUCGUCGAAGAAAGUCUCCGUGGACUCGGAUUCGUUUCGAUCGUCCAUCGACAGCGGCAACGCGAAAGAGGACUCUGGCAUUGACUUUAGUUGCAGAAGCCAGAGAUCGACUAGCAUCAACGGCAGUUCGAUCAUGGAAGAAGAAACGAAGGAGAGCUGCACGCAAACGACGUGCGACGACGCGAUGGAUCGACACGAGGACGCUGGACAGCGAGAGGAACUGUCUCGUCAAGCUAGCGACUUGAGAUCGGCGAUGGACGCUUUGAGAAAAAUCGCGCACGGCAGCAAGUCGGAGGUGGCGGAUUGCAAGAGUAAAUUGUCAGUGUGCGAAGAGAGAAUGAAGGAGCUCGAGGAGGAGAACGAAAAACUGACGAGAAUGGUGGAAGUAGACGCGCGGAAGUACAACGAGCGUGUCGGCGAGUUGACUCGAGAACUUCUGGUCAAGGAAGAGGACGAUAGCCGGUGCCAGAGGCGACUGGAGAAUUGCUUGAAGAAGUGUGCCUCUCUCGAGAAUCAAUUGUCCGUGCUCCAUCUCGUUCACGAGCAGACGCUGAAAUCGCUCGUCGAGCAGAGUCGGGCGCGGAUCGAAAAAUCGGGCGAGGCGAAAGGUUCGGUGACGAGCGCAGAGGCGCCAGGCGAUCCGCUCGAGGUGCAGCAGCUGCGCGAGAAGGUUAACGGGCUCGAGACUGUUCUCGAAGAGCGCCGGGAGGAGGGGAACAGUUAUCGCGAGCGAUUGCAGGAACACUCGGAGACGCAGUCGUUGCUGGAAACGAAACUGAAGUGGCUGUCGUCGGAAAUUCGGCGCAGAGAUGACGAGCUGGUCUCGUUGAGGGCGGAGGUGAACGACGCGGCGCUGGCGAACGAUUCGAACGACGAGACGCUGAAGAGUUUGGGAGAGGAGAUCGGUCGAUCGAACGAGACCGUGCGCCGCGUGAAAGAGGAACUGGCGUAUUUCGAGGAGACGAGGAGAAGUCUGGAGGAAAGGUUGGAAAACGCGAUCGUCGAUCCUUCGACGAAAAUUCGCGAGGAGAUGAGAGAAGACGAGGGAGAAGAAUUUCGUAAGUUGAAGCUGCGGAUAUGCGAGAACGAGAGGGAGAUGGAUUUGCUCAAGAAGCACAGGAACAGCAUGAUAAGGAAAUACGAAUGUAUGGUGCAACGUUUGAGGAUAGAGGUUGAGAAGAAGAAGGAACAGCUGACCAAAUUGCAGAAAUCGAUAUUGUCGAAUUUCACGUGGAGCUAUCGAAGGUUGCGCAACAACAACAGUCGCGAGAGGUCCAUUGCUUAUCAAUUGCAGAAGUUGAGGAACUGCAACAAUAAUCAACACUGGAAGCAGACUUUUAUUGACAGGGAAGCUAGAUACGAAGAAUUACCUCCGUCAAUUGCUAAUUCGUCCAGCGUCCAUUCGUCAAGUUCGCAACUGUCGAUGAAAAACGAGGACUUUGACACAGAGGAAUCUUGCCCAAAUGUCAGGUUGGAUGAAAGUUCGAAGAAGCAGCAACAGCAGCAGCAGCAGCAGCAGCAGCAGCAGCGUGAAUGCCUGUCUCCUGCGUCAACCUGA